Molecule: messenger RNA, 4260 nt
Organism: Eupeodes corollae
Lineage: Eukaryota; Metazoa; Arthropoda; Insecta; Diptera; Syrphidae
Gene: btz
Product: protein CASC3
Exons: 5
Coding region: 632-3619 (995 amino acids)
Biological process (GO): mRNA processing
Cellular component (GO): exon-exon junction complex
Molecular function (GO): mRNA binding
Source: RefSeq, a predicted model, not a curated record
AAAAUGAAAAGAGUUGGUUCAGAAAGUUCAUUCAAGAUCGAGCUUCUUCGCCACACAAAUUUCAAUUUUCUUUUAUUAAUUAUACCCACAAAAGGGUAAACCCCAAAAAGUUUAUAAUUAAUCAAAAAAAAAAUUCAAUAUCUCUCAAAAUAUAAAACAAUAAUCUAAUUUCCAAUUAAACGUGUAAUUAAAUUCACCUCUAAAAAGAAAAACUACGUACUUGCAUUUUAUUUUUCGUCAGUUUACUUUCUCAAUUUCUCUAAAGAAAAGUUCUUCAAUUUUGCAAAUUCUGACAUUCAGAUUCAUUCAGAAAUCAGAAAGACGAAACCAAAGAGGAAAAGGAAAAAAUUUCCUGUUAUUUGCAUUUGUUCCCUUCUUCUAAGUUCUGUUCUGCUUCUUUCAAGUCUCAAGAAAGUGUAGCAAAAAUCAUUUCACGGUAAUUUUAUUUUUUGGUGAUUGUGAAUGUGAUAGUUCGCCUUCGAUUCGCAAUUUUGUGUUUUUCUUUUGGAUUAAGAUCGAAAAUAAUAAUUCAAGUUUAAAGAAAAAAUUAUAAUUAUAAUUAAAAACUUAUCAAGAAAUAAAAGACACUGCUACACAAAAGAUCGUGUAACAAAAUAAAAAUACAAAUUAAAUGGCCGAAGUUGCUAAUUUGCCAUCACAGGCGCCACCAGCUCCUCCAUCAUCGGAGCACUCUGCGGCUUCGCUUGUAGCUGCUGCCUCUGCUACUGCUACUGCUACGAUUCCUGCUGAUAUACCAAAUGAAAAUCUUAAAAAUGAGGUAAAUGAUUUAUCUUCAACUGCUCAGCUGGGAACAUCGCCGAAUCAGGAAAAAUCAAGUAAUUCUCAUCAUCAUGAUUCUGAGUAUGACACAGCUAGUGACCUCGAAGGUGGCACUCAUGACGACUAUGAAGACGAUGAUGAUAACGAUGAAGAAGGCGACGAAGAAGAUGAUGAUGACGAUGAUGAUAGUGUUGAAGAAGUCGGAAAUAGUGACACGGAUAGUGUUGAAUUUGAUGCUGAAAGACAACGUGGCGAUGGGCAGGAACAAGCUGAUUAUACUAAGAAAGUAGAUGAAGAUCGAAGCAAUCCACAAUAUAUACCUAAGAAGGGAACUUUCUACGAGCACGAUGAUCGUACUGCUGAUGAACCGGAAGGUCAACCGUCUCAAGACAAAGCUGAGACAACUGAAGUUGGAGGAGAAAAUAAGUCAACUUCGCCGACAACAAUUUCUCAGGCUUCAAAAACUAUGAAAAAAUGGCAACCAGCAUCUGGAGUGGAUCGUUGGUCUCAUGAUCGUUUUGUUGCUGGCGAACAAGCACCCAAAUCGCGAACAGAACUUGUGUCUGCAUACGGCUAUGACAUCAGAGAUGAGGAUGGUCCGCCAAGAGCGCGCAGACGUCGCCGAUAUGCUCGCGGUCCAAGUAAAUACUCGCGAAAUUGGGAAGACGAAACAGCCUACAUUAAGGCUAGCAAUGCCCAAAGAAAACCACCGCGUCCUGAAGACUUUCCAGCCCUGGAAGAAAGGCAAAAAGCCCGCAAGUCGCGAAGCUAUCGUGAUGAAAAGGAGAAUCGUUUCGAUCGGCCACAAACUGAUCGAAAUCGUAUUGCAGCAGCAGCUGGCGGCGGUGGCGGAGGUGGUGUACAACAAAUCCCCAACAGAGGAGAGAACAAAGAACCAAUUAGACGCAGCACGGGCAACACGAAACAUGUUCGUCCCGGCGGCAGACAACACGGUAUGGAAUUCAAGAACAAAAAUCGCUCCCACACUGGCCAUAUGAAUUCAAAUCGAGGAAGCAAUAACAUCGACAGAGAUGGUGUCAAUAUAACGCGUUCAAUUGUUAAUAACCAAGCUGUUGACCAAUCGUCCAUUGUAGAAUCAUCGAAUUUCCAAAAGACAUCUUCGAAUACAAAUAACAAAGGCAUAAAUAUGCAACAAACAGUCAAGGUAGUAAAUCAACAGUCAUAUAAUGGCUAUGAGCAGCAGCAAGGCCAAGCCGUGCACAAGUCUCAACAACAAAUCAAUAAUGCUAGUGGCAGUGGAUAUAAUUCACGAGAUGUAAACGAGAAGUUCACAAACAAUCACAGCACUCAGAGCCCUCGGCCGGUGACAACUCCAAGUUCGAAUUUGUCUGCUCGUUUGCAACAGGCGCAGAAUCGCAACGAUCCCAGCCAUGUUGGCAGCGUCCAGAUGCAUACAUUGGCCAAUCAACACAGUCCACAAGUUCCAAAUCAGAAUGCUAUGCAAAACAACAUAGUUGACAUUCAACACCAGCAGCAGCAGCAACAACAGAUGCAGCAGGUUGUCAAUCAGCAAGAACAAGCGCGAUCAAAGAGAUAUUCCAGCUUAAGACAGAGGACACAACAUGAGACUGCCGGACCCGUGCCUAGUAAUCCACACUUAGAUCAACAUACUCUUCAGCAGUUGCAGAUGCAACACGAAGCACAGCAGCAACAGCAGCAGCAACACCAACAGAUAACAUCGAACGUCCACCCACCACCACAGCAGUUGAUAAUGCAGGAGCAGCAAUUGCUGCAGGCUAACUUGAUGCAGCUUUAUCAUCAGGAGAAUCUUCAGGCCCAGAUGCAGGCUCUGCAAGUGUCCAGCUUGCCGCCAGCUGCAGCCCCGCAGCCACCAACUGCUGCAAAACAGCCUUACGCAACAAUACCACAGCAAUACGCUGCUGGAACUUCUGGGCCACCGGCAGCGACCUACUACACACCAUCCACGCCCGAUUACAGCUCGCCACCGCCUGCAGCUGUGCCUAGCCAACAACUACAGUACACACAGCCACCGGCUGCAUUCCUGCAGUCGCAGACCGCAGCGGCUCCACUUGCCUUUAAUCCGACCGCAACGCAGCAGCCUCUCAGCCAGAACGCAAUGGCACCUCCCAUAGCCGCUUCAACCCCAGCUCAGGUACCACCAGGCAGUGUUAGUUAUGUUCAGGCGGCUCCCCCGAAUCCAUCGACAGCACCCUCCACUUCUUAUCCCAACUACACCAAUUACACCCCCAACUUCAACACGGUUGGGGGCACAACAUAUUUCGUUCCUACACCGCAGCCGACUGCUCGUCCACCAGUACUGCCUCAAAGAAGACCCACAAACGCUAUACCAAUUCUACCGCCAUCCGAAAAGAAACGUACCGCAGAUAACAAGCAGCAGCAGCAAGAUGAAGACUCAAAGACCAACAGUUCCACUUCAACGGCAGCGUCAGCCAAUGCUCCCAUUGGCAGUGCCGAGAACAUCGAUCACAUUUUGGACAACAUGUUUGUACAGCGAGCGCCAUACCAACCUCAAACUCGCAAGAGUGCUUCUCCACCCAGUGACGAUCCGAGCAAGGGCUCCAACACCUCGGCAGCAGCUGUAGGCGCAGCAGCAGGUGCAGCCGAUCCGUCCUCUGUUGGUAAAUCCCGGACACACGAAUCAUCUUCUAAUGCAUCUCAGUUGGACAAUGAAUCGUCAUCAGCUGCAGCGGCAGCUUCUAAGCAGUUGUCAGCAGUGCCAGAUGCCAAUACUCAGAAUAUGGUUGUAAACAAUUCCGAAUCUGGUGCUGGCGUCGUCCUCGCCACCGCCGGUGAAUCUACUAUUGGAAAGCAGUCAGCCAUUGUUCCGCCGCAGUAGGAGUUAAUUAUUAUGCAACGUUUUUGUUUGGAUUAUUUUAAAAAUCAUGUUUAAUAUUUUUUCUCUUAAUUUUCUCUUACUUCUUUCUCAUUGUUUUAUUUUCCACUCUACAUUUAUUAUCUCCUUCCCUGUCUCCGCCCCUUUGCUGUUUAUAACUUAAAUUCCUUGGAUUAUUUUUAUUGAAUUGUUGAAAUUUAGAUCAUACUAUAAAAUUGUAUCUUUUUAUGCGUUAAGCAUAUAAAACCAUGCAAUAACCUAUUAUUUUCCUUUUAAAUUGAAUUAAACAAAAAUUAUAAAUAUAUAUAUGAAUUUUAGAGUUUAGGGACAGACAAACAAAAUAAUAUUGUUUAAAUAUAAAAUUUUAAACAGAUAAAUUUUAAACUUCAAAAUGAAAUGAAUAGAAAAAAAAACAUAAAUUAUAACAAAAAUAAAUACUUAUUAGAAUUUAAAAUAGAAAUAUAGAUACAAAUUAUGUAUUUAAAAAUGAAAAUAAGCAAACAAGAAAAACAAAAAAAUAAUGAACAAAAAUUGGAUAUUUGCGAGAAAGCAUUUAAUGUUAUCAUCUAUUCUUUAUUUUAAUUUUUAAAUAUAAUUUAUUUUUAUCAUGAAAUAAAAUUCAAACUGAAUUCUUUUAAUAAAAA